AUGGCACAGUUCAAGUUUGAGACGGACCCUGUCGCGGACAGCGACGCGAUCAUAAUCGGGCUAAAUUACCGCUUCACAGUCAUCAACGACUUCGUUCUUCGCUACGAAUGGGCCGAAGACAACGUUUUCGAAGAUAGAGCCUCCACGUUUGCUAUCAACCGACGCUUCUUCCGAAAGCACAAACCUCUCAUCAAAGAAACAGAGCACCGACUCGAGAUCGUCACGCCGACUAUCCACGUCUCGUACGAUAAGAAGCGCUUCAGCCCCAAUGGCCUCACCAUUGAAGUUACACAUCAGACAACCAUGUGGGAGACUACAUGGCGAUUUGGAACAGAACCAGGUUUCAACCUUGGAGGGACGGCACGCACUCUCGAUGGUGUUGACGGCCGAUGCGAUAUGGGCUCUGGAGUCCUUUCUCGGGCGGGCUUCUCAGUCAUUGACGAUAGCAACAGCAUGCUGUUCGACGGAGAAGGGUUUGUCGCCCCGAGGAGACCGGGCGAUCGCAUGGACGGAUAUCUAUUCUCAUUUGGAAGCGAUUUCAAGGGCGCCAUGAAGGCCUUCUUCGACAUCUCCGGACGCACUCCACGACUUCCUCGAUGGUCACUCGGGAACUGGUGGAGUCGAUUCCACAAGUACACGGCUGAUUCAUAUAUCGAACUGAUGGACAAGUUCCGCGACAAGGGCAUUCCGCUAUCCGUUGCCGUCAUGGAUAUGGACUGGCAUUUGGUUGAUGGGAAUGAGGUGCCUCAUUCGGGCUGGACCGGCUACACCUGGAACAAGGAGCUUUUCCCUGACCCGAAGGCAUUCGCCGAUGCACUGCAUCAACGGAACCUCAAAAUGACGUUGAACGACCACCCGCAUGUCGGUAUCGCACAUCACGAGGAGCAGUAUGAAGAGAUGGCCGCCUUCCUCGGGCAUGAUACAUCUGAGAAGACAACAAUUCUCUUCGACCCAACAGACCCCAAAUUCAUGGAAGCCUUCUUCAGCAUCCUUCACCGCAGCCUGGAGAAAAAGGGUUGCGAUUUCUGGUGGAUUGACUGGCAGCAAGGCCCCUACUCCAGUGUCCCUGGUUUAGACCCUCUCUGGCUCCUCAACCACUUCCAGUUCCUCGACCAGAAGCAAACUGAUGGAGAGAACCGAGCUCUUGUUUUCUCCCGCUACGCUGGCCCCGGUAGCCAGAGGUACCCCGUCGGCUUCUCUGGAGAUUCCAUUGUCACUUGGGACUCGUUGCGCUUCCAGCCUGAGUUCACGGCCACCGCUUCGAACGUCGGCUACGGUUGGUGGUCGCACGAUAUUGGUGGCCACAUGCAUGGCUGUCGAGACGAUGAGCUGGUUGCCAGAUGGGUACAGCUAGGUAUCUUUUCACCCAUCAUGCGCCUGCACUCUUGCGAUACUCCGUGGGGAUCCAAGGAGCCCUGGAACUAUAGGCCAGCCGCGGAGCGCGUGAUCACUUACUUCAUGCAGCUCCGUCACAGGCUGAUCCCCUACCUCCACACUCUGAACACCAAGUUCGCUGAAGAUGCCGAGCCACUCGUUCAGCCUCUCUACUGGAAGUUUCCGUCGAGGAAGGAGGCCUUUAUAUACCCCAAUCAAUACUUCUUUGGUCCAUCCCUCGUUGCGGCCCCUAUCGUCGACCCAGCCAACUUAAAGACGCUUCACGCGCCUGUCAAAGUCUGGCUCCCACCAACAGCAGCUCGCUAUAUCGACAUUUUCACUGGAACCGUCUAUGAUAGCAACAGAGAGAUCCAACUAUGGCGCACUCUGACGAACAUGCCAGUGCUUGCACCUGAGGGCUCCAUCAUCCCCCUGGACGCUGCGCAAAUCCCGAUGAAUGGCGGAAAGAACCCCACAUCAUUCGAAAUUCUGGUGGUUGUCGGCCAAGAUGGCAUGUUCACGAUUAUUGAGGAUCCUAGGGAUGACUGCUCUGAAGACAGCGGCGCGGGCUUGGAGCGGUCUAUCAACAUUCAAUGGAGUCAAGAGUCAGGUCAACUGACCAUCGACAAGCCAGGCGGUCGAGAAUGGACAGUCAGAUUCAUGGGUGUUCUUGAGAGCGAGAUCGGGUCUGGAGUCAAGGUGUUGAUCGGGGACUCUGAGACAGACCAGGCAAGCGUCAGCCUGUCUGCUCGAGAUCACCUAUCUGCUGGGCUUCUGGUGCAGAUACCGGUCGCUGCGUUUUAUACGGGACAUAGCAAAAUGAUGAUCCGGUUCGCUCAACCUCCUCGAAUAAGUCGUGUUGACUUUACGGAGCAAUUCCGAGAUCUGGUGUUAGACUUCCAGAUCGAGUUCGCUCUGAAAGACCCGGUAUUUGCUAUCCUAACGUCAGACAAACCGUCCGCGGUCAAGGUCGGUGAGCUACUCAGCUUUCCCUGCGAGGAAGCUGUGAGAGGGCCUCUGUUGGAGCUUUUGGUGGCUGACAGUCGAACAAAUUGA
Molecule: messenger RNA, 2430 nt
Organism: Colletotrichum chrysophilum
Lineage: Eukaryota; Fungi; Ascomycota; Sordariomycetes; Glomerellales; Glomerellaceae
Exons: 1
Coding region: 1-2430 (809 amino acids)
Biological process (GO): carbohydrate metabolic process
Molecular function (GO): hydrolase activity, hydrolyzing O-glycosyl compounds
Source: RefSeq, a predicted model, not a curated record